AUGCGGUUUAACAAACCACGUCUCUACGUGUCUCUCUAUUUUCGAUCUGGACAGGCGCCUCCCGACAGCUACCAUUGGGCUCUCUUGGUCGGGCCCAAAAGCGACGAGGAUCCCUAUGAUGCUGUGCAGUACCACGUUAAGAACACAAUUAGACCGGGUGUAUCAGGGCAACCCUGGGUUUUCGAAGCGUCCAGACUCGGAGAAUCUGACACUCGAUAUCGUCUUUUGAUUCGCGUAUUGAUCGCCAAGAUAGCUGACCCUUCAAGUGUCGAUGCAAGCUUACGAGGCGUCCCCAUCAUUCAGGAAAGCCCAGACUGGAAUUGCAUAUCAUGGGUGAGAAGCGCGAUUGAGAGACUCAAUGCAGAUGGCGUGCUGUCGGAAUCGAAAGUCGUCGACUGGAGCAUUAUUGAUCGGCAAUGUAAGGACUAUGUCGCGAAGAAAAAGGAGGCCGGGCGAUGGAGGGCUGGUAAUAGUCCAGACUCUACACAUGAACUUGUGAAGAUACCAACCUGGGAUAUGCUCCAAGAGCGGGAGGUAGUCUCAUGA
Messenger RNA from Paecilomyces variotii, 546 nucleotides. RefSeq lists its product as hypothetical. Bases 1 to 546 code for a protein of 181 amino acids. NCBI's taxonomy places the organism in Eukaryota, Fungi, Ascomycota, Eurotiomycetes, Eurotiales, Thermoascaceae. The transcript has a single exon. The record is from RefSeq and is a predicted model, not a curated record.